This is a messenger RNA of Episyrphus balteatus (marmalade hoverfly), 3413 nucleotides long. It is a transcript of the gene Hsc70Cb, whose product is annotated as heat shock 70 kDa protein 4. Lineage: Eukaryota; Metazoa; Arthropoda; Insecta; Diptera; Syrphidae. The coding region runs from base 117 to 2603 and encodes 828 amino acids. Gene Ontology annotation, cellular component: nucleus; cytosol. Gene Ontology annotation, molecular function: ATP binding; ATP-dependent protein folding chaperone. The record is from RefSeq and is a predicted model, not a curated record. The transcript is spliced from 7 exons. Gene Ontology annotation, biological process: protein folding.
GCUUUCAUUGAACAAAAAACAGCUUAAUUACAUACGGACACUUGCUCCAAAAAAAAAACAAAAGUAAAGACAAAAUACUUUUUGAGAAAAGUGUAUAAGUAAACGAUUGCCUAAUAAUGUCUGUGAUUGGAAUCGAUUUUGGUAAUGAGUCGUGCUAUGUUGCCGCUGCCAAAGCUGGAGGAAUUGAAACUUUGGCCAAUGAUUACAGUUUACGUGCAACUCCAUCAUGCGUUGCAUUCGAUGGAAAGAAACGCAUUAUUGGUGUUGCAGCAAAAAAUCAACAAGUAACAAAUAUGAAGAAUACAGUUAGUGGAUUUAAGCGUUUAUUGGGGCGUAAAUUUAACGAUCCACAUGUACAACGUGAACUUACUUCCAUUCCAUAUAAAGUAGAACAACGACCAGAUGGCGGCAUUGGCGUUCGUGUCAAUUAUCUUGACCAGGAUCAACUUUUCUCGCCCGAGCAAUUAACUGCAAUGCUUUUUACAAAGCUAAAAGAAACAUCCAUUAGUGCAUUGCAAGCUCAGGUGAACGAUUGUGUAAUAGCUUGCCCUAUUUAUUAUACAAACGCGGAGCGUAAGGCAUUGCUAGAUGCAGCUAGCAUUGCCGGUCUCAAUGUGCUACGUUUGAUGAACGAAACAACAGCCACAGCCCUAUCAUACGGUUUUUAUAAACAAGAUCUCCCCGAAGAUAAGCCACGCAAUGUUGUGUUCGUCGAUUGUGGUCACUCAGCACUGCAGGUCAGUGUUUGUGCAUUUACUAAGGGCAAACUAAAGAUGCUCGCUAGUACAUGGGAACAAAUUGGUGGACGAGAUUUUGAUUAUGUCCUUGCCGAUCAUUUUGCUCUCGAAUUCCAAGAGAAAUACAAACUUAAUGCUAAAACAAAUGCCAGAGCAUAUUUACGUCUGGUGACAGAAAUUGAAAAAAUGAAAAAGCAAAUGUCUGCAAACAGCACCAAACUGCCAUUGAACAUCGAAUGUUUUAUGAAUGAUGUUGAUGUUCAUUCGAGCAUGCAACGAUCAACAAUGGAAGAAUUGUGCGCUCAUUUGUUUGAGCGUGUUGAUGUGACAUUGAGAAGAUGUCUGCAAGAAUCGAAAUUAUCACCCGAUGAAAUUCAUUCGGUGGAAAUUGUUGGUGGAAGUUCACGUAUUCCAUCGAUUAAGGCUUUGAUUGAACAGACAUUUGGUAAACCAGUUUGUACAACAUUGAAUCAAGAUGAAUCUGUUUCACGUGGAGCUGCACUUCAAUGUGCUAUUAUGUCUCCAGCUGUGCGUGUACGAGAAUUCGGUGUAACCGACAUCCAAAACUAUGCCGUUAAGGUAAUUUGGGAGCCAGAAGGUUCUCUUACCGGCGGAGAAAUUGAAGUAUUCCCCGCCUUCCAUGCUGCACCUUUCAGUCGAAUGCUAACACUUAACCGAAAGGAACCAUUCAACAUGACUAUUCAAUAUGCCCAACCCGUCCCAUAUCCCGAUUCAAUUAUCGGCAAAUGGUUAAUUAAGGAUGUGAAACCCAAUGAAAAGGGAGAAUUACAAGAAGUCAAAGUUAAGGUGCGCAUCAAUCAUCAUGGUAUUGUGUUGAUUUCAAGUGCAUCUUUGGUUGACAAAAAAGAAGUUGAUGAUUCUCAAGCCGCCGAUGAACAACAAGCUGGAGACCAAGCACAACCUCCAACUUCGGCUACUGGUGAGCCAAUGGAUCUCUCUCAUGAGGAAUAUUAUGAAAAUGAUGAUGGUAGUAGAGAUUCGCCAACAGCCUCAUCACCAGGAGGACAAGGGUGGGCCCAGCGGGUCAAGGGAUGGUUUAGCUCGGGUAACGAUAAGAAAAAGAAGUCCAAUAAAUUAAUUGAACUCUCAAUGGAUGUUAAGACACACGGUUAUUCUCAAGCUGAUUUGACCAAUUAUAUACAACAAGAGACUAGAAUGAUUGCCAAUGACGCAAAGGAAACAGAACGCGUUGAUGCUCGUAAUGCACUUGAAGAGUUCGUUUAUGAUAUGCGAAAUAAAUUACAGGGAGGACCACUCGAACGUUAUGUUGCUGAAUCAGAUCGUGAGGCUAUUUGCAAACAACUGAACGAUUUGGAAAACUGGCUGUAUGAAGAUGGUGAAGUCUGCGAUCGCGAGACUUAUCAAGCCAAGUUAAACAACUUGCAUAGCCAGACAGAUCCUAUCAAGGAACGUUGUCAAAACUACGACAACGCCCCACAUGCCUUCGAUGAGCUAAGGAAAACCAUUGACUACGCUCGUGCCGCAGUCAAUGAAUUCCGAUCAGGAUCCACGAAAUACGAUCAUCUAACUGAAACCGAAUUCAUCAAUAUCUCCGAAGCAGCCGACAAGGCGGAGAAGUGGUUGCAAAAUGCUCUAUCCAAAUUCACCACAACACCACGCACCUCCGACAGUCCUGUCAAAGUAAGCGAAAUCCGCCACGAAUCGCACAGCCUGAGCGCAUGCCUUAACUCUGUCGUCAACCGCCCAAAACCAAAACCACCAACACCAACAACCAAGACGACCGAGCAGUCGCAUCAUCAAAAUGGUGAAUCCAACCAAGAUAAAAAGGAUGACUCUAAAACAAAUAGUAGUAUUCCAGAGGAUUCAACGAUGGACGUUGAAUAAAAAACGAAGAAGAAGCAAACAUUAAACUAAAUUAAAUUCUCUGUUAUAAUUACAAAAACAAAAAAAAAAAUAUAUAUAUUAAAAUAUAUGUAUAAUUAUUUCCUAUCAUUAAAGAAAAAAAAUCUUUUUUCGGUUUUUAGUUUAACACAAUAUUAGUGAAGAAAACAAAAUAAAAUAAAAAAAAACGCUGCAAUUCAAUAAAUCUAUAAUUACAAUAAAUACAGCAGACUAAGUUUAUACGAAAACACAAUUAUUAUAAACAAAUAAUAAAAAUAUUUAAGAAACAUUUUUCAAUGUGCAAACAAAAAUAAAAGAUGAAAUUAAGCAUAAAUUUACUGAAAAGCAGCAACAAUUAACAUUCAAACAAACACACAUGAAAUUUUUAAUUAAAUACAUACAUAAUGUACUAUCCACACCUACAGAGACACCCUAAUGACAAAAAUGCAUUAAAACUCAUAAAUUAUGUUUUUUUUUUAAUUUUUGUCUUUUAUAAUAACAUUUGAUAAGUAAGUUCAAACAAAAAAAAAUAUUAUUUAAUUUAUUGAAAUUCUUUAAUUUUGGCAGUUAUUAUAAAAAAAAAAUAGCAAACGGGAGGAGAUGUUGCUUACUAAAUAUUCCUUUUAAUAGAAAAAAAAAAAAAACACUAUGCUUAAGCAAAUUUCCAACUCUCUCAAUAAAAAAAAAAAAAACAAACAAAAUGUAACAGGCUUUACAUCUCUUUACAAUUAAUUAAUUUCGAAUUAUCAUUGAUUUAAAUUUAUUGCAUUUGUCAAAAUAACGAAAUAGAUGAAGAAUAAAAAAAAAAAACAA